Molecule: messenger RNA, 2023 nt
Organism: Nematostella vectensis (starlet sea anemone)
Lineage: Eukaryota; Metazoa; Cnidaria; Anthozoa; Actiniaria; Edwardsiidae
Product: probable histone deacetylase 1-B
Exons: 15
Coding region: 47-1882 (611 amino acids)
Molecular function (GO): histone deacetylase activity
Source: RefSeq, a predicted model, not a curated record
GAAACCUGUCAAUCACCGUCAUCAAAAUUUCGAAUAGUUCACUAGCAUGGCGUACACAUCGGCUGGCGGCAAGAAAAAAGUUUGCUAUUAUUACGAUGGUGACAUCGGGAACUACUACUAUGGCCAAGGGCAUCCCAUGAAACCGCAUCGUAUUCGUAUGACACACAACCUUCUGCUUAACUAUGGCUUGUACAGAAAGAUGGAGAUAUACCGACCUCACAAGGCUGCGAUGGAAGAAAUAACCAGAUAUCACUCAGAUGACUACAUUAAAUUUCUUAAAUCAAUCCGUCCGGACAACAUGUCCGACUAUACGAAGCAGAUGCAAAGAUUUAAUGUUGGUGAGGAUUGCCCUGUAUUUGAUGGACUGUACGAGUUCUGUCAACUAUCAACUGGAGGUUCUAUAGCUGGUGCAGUAAAGCUCAAUAAGCAACACACAGAUAUCGCUAUAAACUGGUCAGGAGGCCUGCAUCACGCCAAGAAGUCUGAGGCUUCUGGCUUCUGUUAUGUGAACGACAUUGUGCUGGCUAUCUUAGAACUGCUCAAGUAUCACCAGCGUGUGCUGUACAUAGACAUAGACAUUCAUCAUGGCGAUGGGGUGGAGGAAGCGUUCUACACCACUGACAGGGUUAUGACAGUAUCUUUCCACAAGUACGGCGAGUAUUUCCCAGGGACUGGAGACUUGAGGGAUAUUGGAGCAGGGCGUGGAAAGUACUAUGCCGUCAACUUUCCUCUUCGAGAUGGGAUUGAAGACGAGUCGUACCAACAAAUCUUUCAACCUAUUAUCACUAAAGUGAUAGAGAUCUAUCAACCAAAUGCUGUAGUUCUGCAGUGUGGUGCUGACUCCCUGGCUGGCGACAGGCUUGGCUGCUUCAAUCUCUCCCUCAAAGGCCAUGCAAAGUGUGUUGAAUUUGUCAAGAGCUUCAACCUGCCGUUACUCAUCCUCGGUGGUGGCGGUUACACCAUCAGAAAUGUUGCUCGUUGCUGGACCUACGAGACAUCAGUGGCCCUGGACUCAGAUAUUGCCAACGAGUUGCCAUACAACGACUACUUUGAGUACUUCGGUCCUGACUUUAAGCUACACAUCAGUCCGUCAAACAUGACCAAUCAGAACACACCCGAUUACCUGGAUAAAAUCAAGCAAAGACUGUUUGAGAAUCUGAGGAUGAUUCCACAUGCUCCUGGUGUUCAGAUGCAACCUAUUCCUGAAGAUGCCUUUCCAGCAGAGAGUGACAAUGAAGAUGAAGAAGACCCAAAUCAGAGGAUAAGCAUCCGAGCCUCUGACAAAAGAAUUGCUUGUGAAGAGGAGUUCUCAGAUUCUGAGGACGAAGGUGAGGGUCGUCGGGAUGUUCGGGAAAACAGGCCACACAAACGACCUCGAGGCUAUGCUUCUGACAAGGCGGUCACCAAUGGCAAUGCAGAAAAUGCCAAUGGUGGCAGUGAUGAGGCAAAAUCCACAUCCUCAAACUCUGGUAAUACCCCUGCUCCUAAGCCUGCUCCUGAUGCUGAGGACAAGCCCAAGAGCUCCAGUGGGACUAGCACACCUAAGGAGGGUGUGCCCAAGACUAUUGGUAGCACAACAGCCGCUGACACCACCGCCCAGGCUAGCCCUGCCCAAGAUGUCAAUAGGAAAAGCCCUGUGUCAGAGGCCGAGGCCCCUAAACCGAGUGCAGCCAAAGAGGAAGCUGAACCAGAACAAAUGGACACCUCCGAGCCAGAGCCUGCAAAAGAACCCUCAAGUGAGAUUAAACCCGAAGCAUCUAAACCAGAAACUGCCAAACCGGAAGCGACCUCACCUACAGUAGACGGAGAACCAGCAAAACCGGAGCCGGCAGAAGAGUCUAGCGCUAAACCCAGCGAAGAAGCCGAGAUUAUGGAGGAAUAGGGAUACGAAAAGCUUGUUUUCUUCGACUCAUCACGCGCUACUAUUAUUCUGUAGUUUUACAUCUUUAUUAUAUUAUGUAUUGUAAUAUUAUUAUGUUGUUUUAUAUUUGUUUAUUGAGACAUAAAUCGUCAAAAAUACCAA